AUGACUUUCAUUGAGGCCAGGGGCUAUUGUAGGGCUUUGGAUGCAGAUUUAAUUUCAAAUAAAGGUAAAAACAUAAAGCUUUUACUUUACUUUUACUUUUAGAACCCCAUAUAUUUGGUUUUAUUGCUCCAUAUUUCACACAAACCCAUGGUAAAUGUAAAAUCAUCUCAAAAAAGUCCAAAAACCCCGUUAAAACCUGUAAUUCCAUGGCCAAUGUUAUUUGUAUUAGGAAUGUAAGCCCAUGUUUUGCAAAUUUAGGUCGUAUUUCAGAAUAAAACUCCGAGAAUCGAGCCUCUCUGCCCUCACGGUUUUGUUUAUAAUGUCCGAACUUCUUCGUGCUACUUUGUUACGACGAACAAAACGGCUAAUUGGGAGAUGGCUGAUAAAUUUUGUUUGAAUAUUGUAAAAGAUUAUGGACUUGAAAGCAAUUUGGUCUCGAUCCUAAAUCCAAAGGAGCAUGAAUUUGUCUUGGGUAAGAGUAAUUCGCGUAAAUCAAAUCAAAAAUAAUAUUACUCAGCCAUGAAUCAGAAAGCUGGAUGCGCGGCGUCUUUUCUCGGAGCUCUGGGUAAUUCCAAAAAUGGAAAAUCAUGGUCUUGGGUGGAUGGUAAGACAAAAGUUAAAUAGUUUUAUCCGACUUCAGGUUCCUACUUUCCAUCUUAUACUCGAUGGAGCUCCACAAACCCCGAUAGAAACCGGGAAAACUCAAUUUUAAUGAUGGAGACAAAAACCGGGGAUUGGUAUAACUUCCACCCCUUGGAAAUCCCUCAGCAAAAAGCAUGUAUAAUAUGCAAGAUAAGUUUGUAG
This is a messenger RNA of Bursaphelenchus xylophilus (pine wood nematode), 804 nucleotides long. Lineage: Eukaryota; Metazoa; Nematoda; Chromadorea; Rhabditida; Aphelenchoididae. The record is from the annotation of a GenBank genome assembly.